UCCACUGUGUCGUCCUCCGAUGGCCACCAGUAGCUCCGGGCCAGCGCGGGGCUGAAUCCAGCAGCAUGCUGCGUUCCCUCCCCAGCAGCCCUGGAGGCGUGUGGGGCUAGAGGACAGCCUACAGGCCAUGGCCAGACCCCCCUACCUGCUCCCCUUGCCCACCAUGUCCAGCUACAGCAAGACCCCCCUUGUCCCCGGUCAAGGUACGGGGUCGAGUUCAAUGGCCUGGGUGAAGCUGUUCAAGAAACCUGGAGGGGCCCUGAAGAAGUCCUACCAGCCAGGGAGCAUGCUGUCCCUAGCGCUCACCAAAGGCCUGCUCAACGAACCGGGCCAGAACAGCUGCUUCCUCAACAGUGCUGUUCAGGUGCUGUGGCAGUUAGAUAUAUUCAGGAGAAGCCUGAGACAACUCUCAGGGCACUUUUGUCUUGGAGAUGCGUGUAUUUUCUGUGCUUUGAAGAGUAUAUUUGGGCAGUUCCAGCAGAGCAGGGAGCGCACCCUAGCGUCAGACAGCCUCCGCAACGCGCUGGCCGAGACCUUUAAGGACGAGCAGCGCUUCCAGCUGGGUCUCAUGGACGAUGCCGCCGAGUGCUUCGAGAACAUCCUGGAACGCAUCCACCUGCACAUCGUCUCUGACACGGCCACCGACGGAUGCUCGUCGAAAUCCUGCAUCACACACCAGAAGUUUGCCAUGACUCUCUACGAGCAGUUUGUUUGUCGCAGCUGUGGAGCAUCUUCAGACCCGCACCCCUUCACAGAGCUGGUACAUUAUGUCUCCACCACUGCAUUAUGUCAGCAGGUGGACGGCCUGCUGGGGAAGAGCGAGCGCCAGCGUGCAGACAUGUUCGGGGAGCUGCUCCAGGCCGCCAACACCUCAGGAGACCUCCGCAGCUGCCCGAGCCAGUGUGGUCAAAGCAUCAGGAUCAGGCGUGUGCUGAUGAACUGUCCAGAGAUCGUGACGAUCGGCUUUGUGUGGGACGCCGAGCAGUCUGACCUCACGGACGACGUGAUUCGCUCCCUCGGCCCACGCCUCAACCUAUCAGGGAUGUUCAACCGCGUGACCGACGACAACGCCAAGCGGAGUGAACUCCACCUGGUGGGGAUGAUCUGCUUCUCCAGCAAGCACUACUCGGCCUUCGCCUACCACAGCAAGUCCUGCAAGUGGGUGUUCUUCGACGACGCCACCGUCAAAGAGAUCGGGUCAAAGUGGAAGGACGUGGCGUCCAAGUGCAUCCGCGGCCACUACCAGCCGCUGCUCAUCUUCUACACCAACCCGGAGGGCACCCACAUCUCCAGCGAGGAUGCCCCCCGCCACACCACCAUGUGCCCCCGCUACAGGACCAACGGGGUCAACGGGGAGAUCGCAGUGAGGCUUCCUCUCAGCAGUCCCAAGAUGGAGGGCUUCCCCCGAGGCUGUGCGACCGCCAAGAAGGACCGAGGGCAUCACAGAGCUGACCACGCGCAGCAAAAAGGGGUGCCGUACUGCCGACUGUCCCCUCCCCUGGAGAACGGCCUGAAGCCCCCGGCCGAGCCCAAGACGCGAGGUGGGGGCUCCGGCUCCGGCCCUCGUCCGGACAAGGCCUCUGGGCACCCCGCCCCCACCCCCGCCCCCACCUCCACCUCCACCAGCAGGGCCAUUCAGGAGCCGCGCGGAGCGCCAGCCUCCAGCAGCCGGAGGUCCACCAACAGCGCCGUCACCAGCUCCUCCUCCUCCCCCUCUUCCCCCGGGCGGCCCGACCCGGACAGCGGCCCCCCGGAGCCCCCGGAGAAGGCCCGGGGGAGCCGGCCCAAGGCGGCGUGGCGGCCCGUGAGGGAGGUGCUGAACGUGGACAGCGUGCUCAGCGACAUGGAGCUGCGACGCCACCCGACCCUGCCGCACCACCUCCCGGGGUCCCAGGGCCCCACCCAGGCAUGCCGACCGGCCCGGCCGCCCCCCCAGUGCGGCCGGGCGACUCGCGAGCCGGUCCAGACCCGAGGGGGGGGCGGCGAUCCGGCUCACACCCGAGGCGGGGAGCGGGAGCAGCUCCACCCCCGAGGGGAGAGCCGCGACCCGGCCCAGACCCGCGCGGGGGGGACGGACGGUGACCGGCGCCAGCCGCAGCAGCAGCAGCAGCAGCAGCAGAAGUGUCUGAUGACCAUCUACGAGGACGAGCAGCGUCUGGAGACGGAGAGCCACAGCUCCGUGGAGUCGGAGAGCCGGCCGGGUCGGCUCAAAGGAGGGGGUGGGGGUGGGGGAGGGGGAGGAGGAGGAGGCCCGCGCACCCUGCUGCGCAGCGACACCUGGACCAUCCAGAGGACCGAGUCGGGCUACGAGAGCAGCGACCGCCUGAGCAGCGGCUCCACCAACCCGGACUCACCCGGAGUGGACGGGUCCACCAGCAAGGACAGGAGGCUGCCGCCAGAGACCUUCUCACCAAGCAAGGGCCAGCCGCAUCAAAAACAAAGUGCAAUGCGUUCUCCUCCACACAAUGGUAAACAACAGGCCAGGACCCAGGGGAAGAACUGUGAUCCUGGACUACCCUCCCACCUGAAGACCAGUCCAAACACAAGACGAAAGUCCAAGCACGCAAUGAGCGGCGGCGUCAGCGGCGGCGGCGCGCGCAGGGCGGGCCCCUCGGAGAAGGACUCCACCAGCUCGGAGAGCCGGACCGGACCGCCCAGCGACCAAUCGGAGAGCAGGUCCUCCAGAGGCUACAGCGACGGAAGCCCCGCCCACCGGCACGUGACCAAGACCAGCAGCUCGGAGUGGAACAGCUCCGACGACCUGGCGUUGUCGGAGCCCGAGGACCGGGACCGCGCCGCCUACCGCUCCGGCGCCGGCGAGACCCCCGGCCAGUCCCCAAGACUCCCCCCGCACCCCCACAUCCUCUCCCCAGGCGAGACCCCCGGCGCCCAACCGCCCCUGCAGCAGCAGCAGGGACCGUCCGGGACCGCCUCCCUGAGGACCCCGUCCCAGACCCACCCCACCUUCAGACCCCGCCUCCUCCAGGAGCCCCUCCCCCCGAGGUCCGCCUCCAACGCCACGCCGCACACCAGCCCCAACAGGAAGUCAGAGACAACCGGCAGGAAGUCCUGCUCGGAGGCCAGUUCCAGGUCCGGCUCCGACCCAGAGCGGAGCACGGCGUCGUCUUGGGACGGCGAGGAGCGGGAGCGGGCCGCCGGUAGUAGGUCAUCGUCAUCGACGACGACCACGGGUGGGGGAGGGGCGGAGCAGCAGCAGGCGGCGGAGCAGCAGCAGGCGGCGGCGGCGACGUCCGGGCCGGAGGUCGCCCUGACGACGUACUUCAACGUGGACCACUGCAUGACGGAGACGUACCGCCUCAAGUACCACAACCAGAGGCCCCUGGUGCUGACGCCCACCGGACCCCCGCAGGCCCUGCGGGGGGCCGGCGGAGACCCCGGCCCCCACGAGGCGCGCCCGCAGGACCCGCCCAAACACAGACCGGACCCAAGCCAUACGAGCAAUAAGCCCUCCGCAAAGUGGAACCCAGUGGCUGCCAAAGGCCUGGACGAGCGGGGCUAUUUGUGACGCUAUAAUUUCUUUUUAUAACGUGUUGUUUGCUCGAAGAGACUGGAAGAGAACUGCAUGACGGCCAUCUUCCUCUGUCCGGUGCCACUUUGUUUGGGUGGGAUUGGGAUUUCGUCUUGGCCAUGCAAGGUCAUCGCAAAGAUGCUUUAAAAAAACUAAUCUGCACGUGUUGUUCGUUGUUUUCUUAUAAUGUUAUAUUUGUUACUUUAAGUUUGAGCUGGACGCCAAAGAGUUUACAGAAUUGAAAAUGUCAUGUUUGAAGGAUUAUGUGAAAUCAAAUCUAUUUUUAUUCUUUUUUUUUCUGGCAACAGUUGCCAUGGUUCCCUGGGUGAAUUAUCUGUUGAAGAAAUAUAGCCUCCUUUAGUCUGGGAGUGGGGCUUCAACAGGAAUCCCCACGAUUUAUUUUGCCAAAUCUGAGCCAUUUCCAUUUUAAAUAUAGAUGUCUUUGCGUUUCUUUAUUUUAUUAUUAGGAAUUGCAAAUAUACAUUUAUUGAAAGGAGUUCACGUUUUGUGAACCAGGAAAUAUGUCUCUCGCGAGACAAAUAUAUGAUGUCAGUAAUGAUGUGAACCACAGUGACGGCUGCAUCAUUAACGGUCUGCCCACCUGUGCGCACCUGUGCUCAGGUAGAAUAAGCCCCGCCCAUUUGCAUUGAAAAGUCCGUUCAGCCCUCUUUUGGAUUAUAAUUAUUAUUUCUGUCCAAAGGACUCCCCAGAACCAACGGUACACUCAUCCCUUAUCACCCGUGAUAAGGGAUUGUGAUAAGGCCUCUCAAAUGGACACUUCAACUCAACUCGUAUUUUUACAUUUGUGUGUCCGGCCGUAGCAUGAGUUCCUCACUGCUUUUCACCAUGGAUGCAGACGCACGCCAACCUUUCCAAACUUAACUUGCAUUCUAUAAUAUAAAACCACAUAAUACACAUACGAUCACGCUGUUUUUCGGUCUCCAAAUAACUUGUGGAGGUUGGGAGAAAGUUGUUAUGCAAUACCUAAACACAGACUGCAUAAAAAUAGCAGAGAGUAAGCCUAUUGGAAAUGUUCCGCGCACACUUUAACUCAGGGCUCUUCCCCCUCCCCAUCAACCAGUCCAAGUAAUACAAUAGUUAGAAAUAUCUUUGAUCAGACCUUUCUGUCGAUUUGAUUGAUUUGUUUUAAUAGUUUAUUUAUUGACGGGUGCACAUCAUUUCUUGUAUCUGUAUGUCUGAAAUCAUCAUGACUUCUACAUGUGUUUUGUUAUUUAUUGCUUUAUUUAUUUAGUAAAUAUCGUCAUUCAAAGGGGUACAUAUUUAUUGGGAAAUGUAUUUGGUCUUCCUUGAGAUUUGUAAAGAUUUUCACACUGUAUACACAAUACCACAAUACUCAGACUGGUACUACUUCUACAACCUGGGUGUUAAAUCCACAAAUAUUAUGCUUCUUGUCUUUCUCUAGAAUCCCUGUACUCCGUUGUUCUCACAUUUACAAAGACCUGUAAAGUAUUUAAAAUUGGGGCUCACACAUCAUUCGUGUAUUCGACAAUAUUAUUGUCUUACAAAGUGGUAUAAACCCUGCAUGUCUUUUUAGAAGUCUUAACGUUCCGGUGUACUGUGGUGCCCCCAGCCUGAAAUAUAAGUCACUGAGUCUCGGAUACCACAAUUCUCCUGAAUCAGAAAGUUCAAUUCAAAGCCGCUUUUUUUAUAUUUUCAAGAAUUUCACAAAUAAUAAUAUUUUUGAUGAAGACACCCAUAAAGAAGGAUUUCUACUUAGGAUUUGGACUCCACUCUUUCCUGUCUAACGGUCACAUUUGUUUAAAGAACGUAGGCGUUGCUAUGCAUGACGUAAAGUUGGUGUGAACUACUUUUUGAAACUUUGUAUCUGUAGAUUUAACAUUCCUGAUAGCUCGUUCUAAAAAGACAGAGCCACCUUCUCUUUAAACCCCACUGAGCGUCUGGCCCAGUGGGCCUGCUGGAACAAGGUCAAUAAGAUGCUGGUCCUGAUUUCACUGCUUUUUAAUAUCAACGAUGAACAAUUAUAUUAAUUUAGUCACUGUCGUAUACACUAGCUGUGGGACUUUUGCAGCCAUCCUAAAAAAAACAUUUCAAAGUUACACUUCUAUAUUCAAGUGCAUUUUAUUUACAAUGAUACAUUUAUCUUAGCAUUAGGGAUAUGAUGCAAACAGGUUACAGAGAGUUGAUGAAAUUAAGUCCAUAAAGGAUUGGCACAUAUUGCCCUUGUAUGACAUCCCAAAUUUAACUGGACUGGGAAAUUCAACACGGUAUGCAUUGAUCAUAGUGACGAAAGUGAUCCAUUUGAACAAUCGAUAAAUCUCUCUGGUUGCUCAUGAGCUGUAACUACGAACCAUGAUGUGUGUCUUGUGCUUCCCCAUUGGCUGUUGGUUCAUGCCAUGUUUUAAUCUUUUUUACUGAAUGCAAUGCUGUAAAUGUUUAAUGUACAGUACCACUAGGCUGUAUUAACUCACUCUGUAUCUUCUUUGUUAUGAGUGUUCACCGAGAGUGCCUUCACAGUUUCAGCGUGAGCUCCCCUGUGUUACCCUGCUCAACUAGAGGAUGUCAUUUUAAACCUUUUGGAAUAUGCAACGCUGACAGCGAAACAUACCUGAUGACAGUCAAAGACACUUUAUUUAUUUAUUACACUUUAGGAUGUGAGACAAAUGAGGGUUUAGUAGGCACGGCAACUCUGCUCAAGGGCCAAAGUUCUACCUCCAGGUGUGGUGACGUGAGGACUGUACCAACUGAUAGGGUGAUAGGUGUUGCAUCAUGGAUAGACCAGCGUACUCCGAGGACUGUACCAACCUGGGUGAUCCUCCCCCCCUCAUGCAUUUUGUUGGACACUCCCACCAGUGUGGUGUCAAUGUAGCGUUGAUUUUGAAACGGUUUCAAUGGCCAAACAACAUCACACCUGGUGGUAAAAUGGGGGAUCUUUAACGUUUGAGCUGAGCGAAAUUAUUUGCAGCAGACAUUUUUACACUGGUCCUGACAUCUCAAGGGCGGAAGGUUAUUCAUGAUGUCGGCCAAAGGUUUAUCCGUUAAAGCGGUUUGCCGUUGGGUUGGUGUGGAGGGGGCAGAGCUUUAAAUGACUGCUGAUUGGAGCAGAUUAUUAUCUGAAGAGGUUAUCGAGUUGAAAAUAAAGAGGGUUAUUGGAAGGGACAUGGCAUGAUGCACGACCUUUGAUUUAUUGGUUGACACAAAGAGUUUUAAAAAACACUGAGUAGUGCGAUGGUUUUCAGAAUCUGGUUGCGGUUGUGUUACUUAUGUGUACUUGAGCUGAGAUUUGGCCUCAAGGGGGAACCGUCGCACUCUGUUAUUUGUCCGUUUCCCUCCAUUCUCGUGCAGUAUUGCAGAAAAGUCAGAUCAUUGACGUCAUUGGUCCAGGAUUUGGAUAAAUCCCGCUAAUGUUCCAAUCCGUCAAGGAUUUAUUGGACGGAAACAGAGUUGAUGAUUCCCCUUUGUUAAGGCUUGAUUGAGUCUCCACCGAAUGCUUCCUGAAUUGUCUGCUACUAAGAGUAGAACCAUAUGAACUGUCAACACUAUAUUUUUGUAGAUGUCAAUCAAUAUUUAUUUUUAUUUAUUGUUAAAUAAACUUUAAAUGAUUCUCUUGGUUUAAAAUGA
This is a messenger RNA of Gadus macrocephalus (Pacific cod), 7129 nucleotides long. RefSeq names its product ubiquitin specific peptidase 53b (gene usp53b). Gene Ontology annotation, cellular component: cell-cell junction. The record is from RefSeq and is a predicted model, not a curated record. Gene Ontology annotation, biological process: response to auditory stimulus; protein deubiquitination; sensory perception of sound. NCBI's taxonomy places the organism in Eukaryota, Metazoa, Chordata, Actinopteri, Gadiformes, Gadidae. The transcript is spliced from 17 exons. Bases 128 to 3526 code for a protein of 1132 amino acids. Gene Ontology annotation, molecular function: cysteine-type deubiquitinase activity.